Messenger RNA from Dendronephthya gigantea, 3413 nucleotides. RefSeq lists its product as uncharacterized. Gene Ontology annotation, molecular function: calcium ion binding. The transcript is spliced from 19 exons. Bases 107 to 3304 code for a protein of 1065 amino acids. The record is from RefSeq and is a predicted model, not a curated record. NCBI's taxonomy places the organism in Eukaryota, Metazoa, Cnidaria, Anthozoa, Malacalcyonacea, Nephtheidae.
GUUUGACACAAUAUACUGAUAUUAAGCUCCAUGAGCGGCAAAUAUCGGCAUAAAUUGUGGACAAAACGGCUUACUUCGGACAACAAACAUUCGGUUUCCCAAUGGAAUGGCUUUUCUACCCAACAUAACCCCGAACCAAUCGACGCAGAAUGCGACGAAAACGGACAAGAGGCGAGAGGACGACAAGAAGUCUGGUUACAGGGUUAGCUUGGCUAAUAUUUAUGGUACGUCCGAACAAAGCUAUUCUAAUGUUGUUUCAAGUUGCCCGAGCGACGACAACGGUAGCAACACGGGAAAACGCGAAAGGUUGCCACGUCUAGUAGCAGCGCCAGGUACUAUUACCAGUAAACGCGAGCAAGUCUGUAACAAGGAAGAAAGCGACAACGUUUUGAAGCCACUCAAACUACCGAAGUGCCCAAGUAAUGAUCUAGUUCGCAGUAAAGCCAUGUUUUGGAUAGAGCCGCUUGGCCUUUGGGCUCCUCUCAAAAAAGGAAGAAGACUGUACGAAAAGUUUUCAAGAAGGAUUGAUCUAUUGUGCAAAGACCCGGACUAUUUUUUGGAUCCGUGUCCACAUAUCCCAAGAUGCGAUCAUUCCCGUUCGUGGUCCGCGGUGAGAUUGGAGCGGCAGAGAUACCGUGAAUUGAGGGAAAUGAGGAACAAAGAGUUGUUGGAAAAGACGUUCGAGAGAUAUCAGAACAUGCAGGAACUGUGGUUUGAACAAAUGAACAACCGAAGCGGCGCACUGCAUUCUACGCCAUCUCACAUGCGUUUGCAGAACUUCAGAAAAUCUACAGGAAGGAUUUUGGCGCCUUUGGACCAAACCAGGAGACUCGAAAGACUGCAAGAAAGACAAAGGGAAUGGGAGGAGGCCUGGGACAAAUUAGCUAGCGAAAGGCGGGAAAGAACAACCCAGAAAAAAAGCCCUGAAAAUUUACUUCCACAGAUCAUAGUUACCGAGUACGAAUUUGUGUGGGCUUCACAUGACGAACAUGGCGAGGAAUCGUGUGCCAUGUACUUGGAGGAAAGCUAUCAAGUCAUAUGCAGGCAAAUUCUGAACAUUUUUCCGCGAAAAAACUUUUCAAGAACACCGACCAUUUCCAAUAAAAUAGAAGUUGAAAAUAGAAAGCUUUCAAGGGGAUUAGAUAAUACGGAAAAUGAAUAUCGGUGUUUUAAUCCCUCGGAAGAUGUAUUCGGGGAUAUUGACUCUGGGAUUCAUGUUCCUACCGCCACAAUAGAUAUGGACGAACCGUAUUCUUCUAGAUCAGACCAUUCGAAUUAUACGACAGACGAUUUUAACCCCGCAGAUGAAGUAGAUUCUUCCGAGGGUGGUGGGGGAAAGAUAGGGAGUAAGACUACCCAUAAUUCCUCCUCAACGAUAUGCAGUAUUUCAGGGGCAAGCCUUGAUACAGUGGGUCAUGACCGUACAGUUGUGGAUAUAGCGCAAGCUUUUGGAAUCAAACACGCCGAUAACACAGUUCAAUUGAUGAGUCAACUAGUGCCAGCUCCUUUGGGCGUAUCUUGUGGAAAGAUCCCGGAUCCACAAAUGACAGCAUCGUCAUCACUUGACACCUAUCAUACCGCUGACCAAGCAAGGCUGCAUAACGAGAAACAAGAUAUAAACGGUGGAGCAUGGUUUCCAAGGGGACGUGACACCACUCCAUAUCUUCAAGUAGACCUGGGUCAGGUGACUACGGUACAACAAGUUGCGUCACAGGGAAACCCGGCCUCCGCCGUGAAAAACGAGCGGCACAAACGCUGGGUGACUAAAUUUAGCUUGGAAUUUAGCGAAGACGGAAAACAUUGGACGGAGCAUAAAGAAUCUGGCAAACUAAAGGUUUUCACAGGAAAUUGUGACUCGGAUUCAGUUGUUCUCAACAGCUUAGACAAUGCUGUGCAAACGCGAUUUGUUCGAUUUCGACCGACAGAAUGGCAUACUGGUGUUGCUAUGAGGGUCGAAGUUUUUGGUUCGAGUCCUCUCACAGACAUUGUUGAAAAGACAGAAGCUGGGACGCCUGAAGACAAACUAGAGUGUUCGCUUUCCGUCGACGAAAGCCUGAAACACGAAGACAUUGCAGGAAACCAAAAAGCCGAAAUGGUCUUUUGCGACGUCGUUGUUAGUUCGGAAACGGGUGAAUUUGACAAUCCAAAAGACAUCAAUAGACAAUCCAUAGACAAUGUCUUCUGGAUUGUCUAUGCAUAUACCAAUACCAAGUCUUGGAGUAAGAACGGAAAUGGAGAAGAUAAGAUGGUUGUUGCUAAAUUUGACCUCAACAGUGACAUAAAAGAACUACCCCUACGAGCUACUGUUGAUUGUGCCAGCGAAGUUGGGUCAUCAUCAUCUGACAUGUCCAAAGAAACAAAGAGUCAGUGUAGCGAAGACAACAUCAGCGACCGCAGCAAAUCUGAAGAAAUAUUAUCAAACCAAACGACAGAACCCGAUGGUCAGCAAAUCAAUGUCGAUGAAAAUGAACCUCUACAACCUCCAACUUCUCAACCUGAAGAUAUCACUGCGCUUCAAGACCCUCACCCUCCACCGCCCCCCAGGCCUUCCCCGACAAUCUCUCCCCUGGAGAGCUGGGCACAAGCGCUUGAACGUGCGCGCUCCAACGGGAACAUUCGACGGGAAUUACAACGGGAAAAAUUGGCCGAAGAACGAAGACAGAAACUGGCGAAGCUUCGAUCCAAGAAUAGUUAUAGAAACGGAGAAAAAUUAGUUGUUACUGAAGACCGAGAUGAAUUAGGAGAUUUCUUAGACAAAUACUGUAUCGUAAGGCAGUCGGAAUCGAUCAUCUAUAAAAAUGUCUUUGAAAAGUUUGACGAAGAUAAAGAUGGGUUUUUAUGGCCCGAAGAAGUGUUAGAAGCUCUGGAGAAUGUCAACUCAAAACUUUUGACUGACUCGCAUCUGAGCUACGUAUUUCGGGUCUUGGAACAGUGUGAUUGUCAUGCAGAUAUUGGAAUUGGGUUUCGCCUAUUCUCUGUGAUUGCCGCUUUGUCCCAGCGAGUCGCCUCACUCAAUGAUAAAAUGAAGAAAUUAAUUGCCAAAUGUGAUUUCAAGACUUUAGACUGCACCUUAGACAGAGUCAAGAUGUUAUUUGAAUGCUAUGUGAACAAAGAAACGAUGAGUAUCUCCCGGACUGACCUUUGGAUAGGAUUGGCCGCCGGCGGCUUGAGGUCAGCAGAGGCGACGAUCGACGAUUAUUUCUCGGAAAAAAACCGUUUCGAUUUCCUAGACUUUUUAACGUAUCUUCCGCUGUUUCAGGAAAUUCACGGAUACGUGGUGGAAAACCCCCUCACUUUGUUUUAGAAGUGUACUGUUUAUUUAUAAACAUACGAAAUAUUUAUUGAUGUGAGAAUCCUAAAUUAUAGCUCUUAUCUUACAUACUUUUAACAGCUGGUAAAAACACCAAAUAAUA